Triticum aestivum (bread wheat) is the source of this 936-nucleotide messenger RNA. RefSeq names its product tryptophan--tRNA ligase, cytoplasmic-like. Lineage: Eukaryota; Viridiplantae; Streptophyta; Magnoliopsida; Poales; Poaceae. Gene Ontology annotation, biological process: tryptophanyl-tRNA aminoacylation. The record is from RefSeq and is a predicted model, not a curated record. The transcript is spliced from 10 exons. Gene Ontology annotation, molecular function: tryptophan-tRNA ligase activity; ATP binding. Bases 1 to 936 code for a protein of 311 amino acids. Gene Ontology annotation, cellular component: cytoplasm.
AUGAGCGGCGUCGUGGCCGAGGGCCUUUGCCGCGCGGGCUGGGUGCCACAUCCGCUUUUUUUGUUCAGAUAUUUGCAGGAUGCUUUUAAGGUGCCACUGGUAAUACAGCUCACUGAUGAUGAGAAGUUCCUGUGGAAGAAUUUGACUGUUAACGAAAGCAAAAGGCUUGCACGUGAAAAUGCAAAAGACAUCAUAGCAUGUGGUUUUGAUGUUGAAAAGACUUUCGUUUUCUCUGAUUUUAAUUUUGUUGGAGGUGCCUUUUAUGAAAACAUGGUUAAAGUUGCUAGAUGUGUGACAUAUAAUAAGGUUGUAGGAAUAUUUGGAUUCAGUCAAGAGGAUCACAUAGGAAAGAUUAGCUUUCCUCCUGUGCAAGCAGUUCCGUCAUUCCCUUCUUCAUUUCCCCAUCUCUUCUCUGGCAUGGAACAACUACGUUGCCUGAUCCCAUGUGCAGUAGACCAAGAUCCUUAUUUCAGGAUGACCCGUGACGUUGCCCCUAGAAUUGGUUGUCAAAAGCCAUCACUGACUGAAUCCAGAUUUUUCCCUGCUCUUCAGGGGGAGAGCACGAAAAUGUCAGCUAGUGAUCCAAAUUCUGCGAUAUAUGUGAGAGAUAAUGAAGAAGAAAUAUUGAAGAAGGUGAACAAAUAUGCUUUCUCAGGUGGCCAAGACUCAGCGGAACUCCAAAGAGAGCUUGGAGCUAACCUUGAGGUGGAUGUCCCGAUUAAGUACCUGAACUUCUUCCUUGAAGACGACGAUGAUCUUGAGCAGAUAAAGAAGGGUUACGGGGAUGGAAGCCUGCUAACUGGUAAAGUGAAGAAUCUUCUUGGUGACGUUCUAUCUGAGCUGGUUAAAAGACAUGAGAGAGCUAGAGCUCAAGUGACCGAGGAGAUGGUUGACGCCUUCAUGGCUGCGAGACCUCUUCCCAAUAUGUUUGGCUGA